This is a messenger RNA of Conger conger (European conger), 7238 nucleotides long. RefSeq names its product pleckstrin homology domain containing, family G (with RhoGef domain) member 5b (gene plekhg5b). Bases 736 to 4041 code for a protein of 1101 amino acids. Gene Ontology annotation, molecular function: guanyl-nucleotide exchange factor activity. Gene Ontology annotation, biological process: Rho protein signal transduction; endothelial cell migration. The transcript is spliced from 21 exons. NCBI's taxonomy places the organism in Eukaryota, Metazoa, Chordata, Actinopteri, Anguilliformes, Congridae. Gene Ontology annotation, cellular component: endocytic vesicle; plasma membrane; axon. The record is from RefSeq and is a predicted model, not a curated record.
AAAGGAAACUGCUCUGCUGAAAUGAGCGGCAUGCGCACGAAUCUGAAAGCCGUAGGGAAUGCACAAAGCGCAUUUCAUGCAUCAACAGGUUAUUGCAAUCUAAAGGAGAGCUCGCGGGGUCCCUGCGGUCUCCCACGCCUGUAAGUUAUUUUAUGUUUAGAGUGGCAUUUAACUUCACCUUGUAGGCUACAUAUUUUCUAAACGCAGACUCAAGCAAGCGGGCGAAUCGAUCCUACUGCUCCCUUUUGGGAAAACCUAUUUUGUUUUGAAGAUGACGAGGGACGACCGUAACAAAACAACAAGUUAUAUUUUAUCAUGAACUCUCUUGGAAAUAAUCAACCACGGUUGGGAAGCUGUGCUAUCUAUCUCAAUGUUCCAAGUUUUCCUGGAUGCCAAAUUGUGCGAUUUCGGUGUAGCCUACCCGGCGUGUCUUUAUAACGUAUUGCAGUCAAAUUAGUUACGAAAAGACUAAAGGUCGAUGUUGUCUGGAGAGUCAUUGGCAUAGUUUUUGAAUGGGCAGCUAUAUUUAAUUGGACGUUAGAUUACAUCGCUUGCUGUUCGUAAGGAAAACAAAAAAAGGUUUCAAUAAGCCCUAUGUACGACUUGGAGAAACUGGCUCAGCAAAUUAAUGUCAUUGACUGAUGUUGACCGCUGUUGACCCUGACGUUCACUGCAACCGUCAACUUUUCUGGAGUUCGUCACGACCUCGAAGGAGACAAACGAACCAAUGCGUUGAUGGUCCCGAACAAGUGGAAUAUGAACUCGGUUCUGCACAGGUCACCUCAGAAGAGCUGGCUUGGACUCCGCUUGCGGUUGAAUGAAAAGUCUGCCCAGGAGGAGAAGUGUGUAUUGUGUCAGCACCCGGACUGCCCCGAGCGCAGAUACGCCACCAAGGUCUGCCACCACCCGCACUGCCAGGAGCUGAACGGCCAGACGCCACUCAGCCUGUGCGAGUCAUGUGACUCCCGCUGCCACCCGGACGAGACGGACAGCAUGCACUACGACCGCCACCCCCGCUUCCACCUGCAGCCGCAAGGUUCCAUCCUGGCCCGGAACGUGUCCACGCGCUCCUGUCCCCCCCGCACCAGCCCCCCCUCGGACCUGGAGGAAGAGGAUGAGGGCGGCAGCGAGCGGGGGGAGCGGAAAACAGGAGGCUUAAAAAUGGUGAAGAAGAAACCAAGACGCCGCCACACCGAUGAUCCUAGCAAGGAGUGCUUCAGCCUAAAGUUCGACCUCAACGUGGACAUCGAUACUGAGAUCGUCCCUGCCGCGAAGAAGAAGACAUUGCGGGAGGUGCUGGGACCUGUGUUCGAGCGUAAGGGGAUUGAGCUUUCCCGCAUCGACCUGUUCCUGGACCAGUCCAACACGCCGCUCUCAUUGAACUUUGAAGCCUACCGCUUCGGGGGGCAUUACCUGAAAGUGAAAGCGCGGGCGGGGGACGAGCUGAAGGUGGAGCAGGGCGUGAAGGACCCGCGGUCCCUCAGCCUGCCCAACAUGAAGCCCGGCGGGGGCCACAACCCGUACAUCCUCCUGACCCCCGGCACCGAGAGGGUGGAGCACGGCUCGCUGGGGCGCAGGGAGAGCGUGGACCUGAUGGGUCAGGGACGUCGGCGGAAGAACAUGAAUGAGUUUUUGGGCGACGCCACCAUCCCGUCCCCGGACUCGCUGUCUCAGCUGGGCUCGUUCCCGGGCAUCGGGGGCGGGGCGGGGCCGGACACCUGGAAGAACCGAGCGGCCAGCCGCUUCAGUGGCCUCUUCGGCUCCACCUCGGGCACCAGCCCCUUCGGCAAGGAGGUGGACCGUGUGGAGCUGUUGCAGAGUAAGCUGCUCUCGUACACACUGCAGGGGCUGCCCAAGGCUCCUCCUCAGCUCUCCUUCCACCAAGACUCCUGGGAGGAGGAGGAGGAAGAGGAGAUGGAGGACGAGCCCAGCCUGGAGCUGGAGGAGAGCUGGCAGACCCUGCUGGAGAACCCUGAGUCGCUGACCAGGCGGCAGUUCCAUCAGCAGGAGGCGAUCUGGGAGCUUCUGCAGACAGAGUGCACCUACAUCAAGAAACUGAGGGUCAUCACCGAUCUCUUCUCGAGCGCCCUGCUGAACCUGCAGGAGGGCGGGUUGCUGCUGGAGGUGGAGCCGGUGCGUCUCUUCAGCAACAUUCAGGACCUGGUGCGGCUGCACACGUCGCUGUGGGCCCAGGUCAUGCUGCCGGCGCUGGAGAAGGCCCGGCACAACCACGCCCUGCUGGACCCCACAGACCUGCAGCAGGGCUUCAGCACUUUUGGCUCCAGGUUUAAGCCCUACAUCCGUUACUGCAUGGAGGAGGAAGCCUGUCUGGAGUACAUGCGCAGUCUGCUGAGAGACAACGAGCUCUUCAGGAUCUACGUGACGUGGGCAGAGACGCACAAGCAGUGCAACAGGCUGAAGCUGGCGGACAUGUUGGUGAAGCCCCACCAGCGCCUCACCAAGUACCCCCUGCUGCUGAAGAGCGUGCUGAAGAAGACUGACGAGCCCGCAGCCCGCGAUGCCAUCAGCAGCAUGGUGGAGUCAGUGGAGCGCUUCAUUAACAGCGUGGAUUCACAGAUGCGCCGUCGUCAGGAGCGGCAGAAACUGGCCGCCAUCUCGGGCCGCAUCGAGUCUUACGAGGCGGUGGAGGGGGCCAGCGAGGAGGUGGAGAAGAUCCUGCGGGAGUUCAGCCGCUUCGACGUGACGGCCCCCAUGAUGGGCACCUCCUCCCAGGAGACGCGGCAGCUGCACCUGGAGGGGGCGCUGCGCAUGAAGGAGGGCAAAGAGAGCCGGAUGGACGUAUACUGCUUCCUGUUCACGGACCUGAUCCUGAUCACCAAGCCGGUGAAGAGGGUGGAGAAGGUGAAGGUGAUCCGCCAGCCACUGUUCCUCCACAACGUGGUGUGCAAAGAGCUCAAGGACCCCGGCUCGUUCCUCCUCAUCUACCUCAACGAGUUCCACAUCGCGGUGGCUGCCUACUCCUUCCAGGCCAACAGCGCCACCCAGGGGCGGAGCUGGGUAGAGGCUAUCUGUAACGCGCAGAACCAGCUACAGAAGCUUCGUUCCGAGGAGUCGCACCGGCAGCAGACUCCUCUUCAGCAGCGGAUGGAGGAGGAGGAAGAGAGCAGCAACUCAGCCGCUAGCUCCCCCUGUCUGCGAUACAAGGAACCGCAGAGCGAAAGCCAAUCGGACGGCUCCACCGAGACACUGUCCGUGGCUGCGACGGAGGAGACAAGCGGACUCAACGAUUCGUCAUCCCCGGAGACGGACCCAGGGGGGUCCCUGGGGGACAGCUGCGUCUCCGGGCUGAGCCUUCAGCAGGGGGCGCAACCUGUGGAGGCAGACCCCCAGUGUUGCUCCCUGUCCAUGGACAGCGCCUACGGGACCCUCUCCCCCGAAUCCCUCCUGAGAGAGCUGGAGCUGAGGGAGAGGAGGGCCCAGAGCGAGGGGGAGGAGACCGAGCCUGAAGACAGGGAGGAGCAGGAGGAGCAGGAAGAGCAGGGCCCGGCAGAGGAGGAGGCCAGCCAGCGCUCGGACGGCCACGCCCCCGUGCAGCCCCUCCUCCGCUGCCUCCAGACCUCCGCCCACAACUCGCGCUCUGAGGACAACCUGCUGCAGCGGCUCCGGGACUCCGUCACCCAGCAGGCUCUGGGGUGGGCCGAGGGCCUGGCUCACAGCAAGAGCCUGUCCAACCUCUACAGGCGCAGCUUCGCAAGCAGACAGUUUCCGGUUCAGGGGCGGCCCGACUCCCUCGGUGACGUCUCCACGGGCAGCGCUUCUGAAAACAGAGCGAGCGAUGCUCUGAGGAGGGCCGCGGUCCAGCAGGCCCAGUGGGCCCUCGGUUCGGACGGCGAGGCGGGGCCCUCUGCUGUGCCGGAGGGGAACUGCGAGCCGGCAGACGGGGAGGAAGUCUGCGGGCCAGAGCCGGAGGGGAACCGGAAGUCGCCGGAACCGCAGCACAAAAAGCUGACCCUGGCGCAGCUCUACCGCAUACGCACCUCUAUGGUGCUCAACUCUACUCUCACGGCAUCGGAGGUGUAGUCACUCUGGCAGAUAACCAAACGCCAGUGCCCAGGUGGAACUGCACUGCCAGAGUCUGUGUACGUGGUGGGACUGAAUUCCCUGCAACGCAAAUGCACUCUCCAAGAAAAACCGAUCCCCCUGCCUUCCUGUUGGCUGUGAGUUUGAACGUGCGCAGCCCGUUUCCCAGCGAAGCCUCAAGAUUAUGAAGGCGAUAGUGAUGUGUCGUUAUUGUCAUUCAAUUCCAUGGAUGUUCUUUAAGGGAAAAGGGGAGGCAUUGGAGAUGAACAGUUUGCACUUUUUUAAACAUUAGAAGCAUUGAAGGGACACGAAGCCGGGAUCUGCGGAAGAGCAGAAAGAGACCGAGGCAAGCCUCAAACGACUGAACAAACAGCAAUGACCUGGACUUCACCUUUGACUUUUGACCCAGAGGCAAUCUGUCUGUCCAUGAGAGGGGUGGGAAGGGGAGGGGAGGGGUGGAUCAGUUAAAGACUUGUGCACAAGAACAACUACACAGGAAGAAAAAUUUCAAGGCACGGGAAGCACAUUAAUUCCUCUUUAGGCUGUUUUUCCCCCCAAAAAAAGGCGUACAGCACUAAAAGUAGAAACCAAAAUCCUUUGAGGACGUCUGGGAUGUCUUGUGUGUGUGUAUGUAUGUGUGUGUAUGUGUGUAUGUGUGCCUGCGCAUGUGUGUGGGUAUUUUGCAACUUAACAUGCGUGUGUGUGCACGUGUGUCGGUGCACGUGUGGGAGAACCAAACAAAAGUCCCUGACUGAACCAAACAAGAGAAACCUGAUUUAAGAUGGUGUUACUCUGUCUCAGGAGUAUACCAGUGGGUCCAAAGACGUAUGCCUUUUUGACAAAGUACAGGCGUUCAGGACUAACAGAGCGACAAUGAACAAAAGCACAAGAAGCAGUGUGUGGUCUCAGUCUGGCUGGCUGGCUUCCUUUCUUCUGUAAACGCUAUAAACAUUUCUCUCCCCAACUCCGCUCGAAAUAGAAGCACAGUCUGUAAUUCCAGAGCAUGUUUCUGCACUGCAUUGUGGGUAGGCGAGUUCUAAACUCGCCGUUGAGAGGGAGAGAGGGGGACAGCGGGAAGUUAGAGGUGGACGAUGCCCGCUUCAGUGCUCCAAACACAACCAGCUAGUUUCCGAACUUUGCUGAAAGAACAGAAACCCGCACACAGCCUCGGGCUAAAAUGGUGAGUGAGGGUUUGGUUACUGUGCCCCUUUCACAGGAGUGCAGAGGCUAUGGCAUCUAUACCCACAUCUGUGCUAAUGACAGUAUUAGAGCUUACUUGUACUCUGAAAGCUUGAAACCUCCCUUGCUUUGAAUUAGUGGGAUAGUAAGUAAUUAACACCAUGAAAGUCAGUACAGUUGGAUAGACCCAAUUACUGAGUGUGAAUUGGACAGUGUCUUUUAUUAAAGUCUAGCUCUUGAUACCAUAGGCAUUGUGAAAAUGACAUCUUGAAGAACGUUUUGCUUGACUAGGCCUUAGCGCUUAUGUUAAAAACUAAAGAUUGAAUAUCAGGAACGGGGCUUCACACCACUGAAGACUGACAUUUUCAGAAUAAAAUGUAUUUCGGUAAUGCAGCAAAAGGGCCUUUUAGUCCCUUCUGGUGUUAUCAGGCCCAAAGUUAAUAGUGUAACAUGUUUUCUUUGUGUCUAUGUGUGUUAUAUUUAUUGAGCUUGCUUUGUUUUAUAUAAAAUAUGAUUUCUAUUUGUGUUCAUGAAAUUGUCCUGUUUCCUGUGUGUCGUCUUAACGUCAGAUCUGUCAUUUUGAAUGUUUGAUCAUAAUUUGCUACAAAGCUAAAAUACUGUGCUUACCCUUUACCUGAAUGUCUCAAGGAUCUUAUGAGAAAUAAUAAAGUAUCUAGCAUUUUUUAAUUUACUGUACAGUAAAGACGGGGGCCCUGUUUCCUGAAGUCCAUUGCCUCCAACGCAUGUUUUAUGUGCACUGUAGACUAAAAACACAUCUUGUGAGGAUAGAAAGACUAUAGCUGUGUUCUGUCAUAGUGCCUUCGUAGUGAAACACGUUAAAAGCAAACGCAAUACGCCAUUUUAAAUAUCACUCAGAAGAGGUCAUAAGGGGAAUACAGCUUGAAUAGAGUUCCACUAGCUGCAAACAAAGUCUGUCUUAACAAGCAUUUUAGUUUAGUGCUUUGUAUUGACAUGUAAAUUCUUUUUUUUUUCCUGUCAAGGUGAAAGAAUGAGCUUGUUUUCAGUUAUUUUUUUGCUUGUCAAGUGAAAUUGUCUUACCCUGUUUGGAAAUCUUCAAAGAAGAAACUGUCUGACCUCAUUGGCAAUCUGUCUCAUUUAGGAAAGAAGUAAUGGAAAUAAGAUUUUUAAAUCUAAACAUAAGACAAAAAUACUUUUGAUUUACUUUUGUUUUUUUGGAGGGCUUAUGUGCUCUCUCCAAAACUGCCAUCUCUUUAUGUGGUUCUCCUUUGCAUUUCAGAAGCAUUAAAUCUUCUUUGAUCGUAAACAAACAGUAUGUGACCAUGUAUGUGACGUAGAAAGAAGCACCGUGCAGCAGGGUGUUUCCCAGGGAGGGAGGGGGUAGCGGAGAAUUAGGCUGGGGUGACCGUGUCUCAUAGCUCACUAGUGACUCCUUGUGGCCAGUCAGGCGCCUGCCACCGGCUUGGUCAAGCGGCUCACAGUGUCCUCCUCCUGCUCGUGUCUGUGCUAGCCCAGCUUGCAGACUGCGCGUGGUGUGCAGAAGAAGCAGUGACCUAAACUGACAGCAGUCAUUUGCAGAGAAGAGUGCUGCUGGUGAAUAUGACAAGGCAUUCUAAAUUUGUAGGAAAUGGGGGGAGCUUAAAUAAGAAGCACUUGUCCACAGACAAGAUGGAUUUUCAAAUUCCAGAUUCCAAUUUCAGUUUCAAUGUAAAAUUUUCAAAUAUGAAAUCACAGCGCAGUGAGGUGCGCUCUCCUAGCCGUGUUCCUGCCGAACCAGCACUGGAGCUUCUGUGGGACUGUGCCUCCUCUACCGGCCACAGCACCUGAUCUGUGGGUUUCUUAUGGUAUUCUGAGGGAAAAACUGAAGUUGACUGCGAGUCACCGGAAAUAGAAAGUACAUUUGCUUUCUUUUAAGGAACUCCAACUCCUGUUUCUUUUUAUGCUAUUGAUAAACUGUAAUCACAUGUCCUGAACAGUGCAAUGCAAUGUCUCAAACAGUCCCGCAACAGCCCAUUAAAACUCUGCCAGUGAUACAUCCA